Aspergillus viridinutans is the source of this 741-nucleotide messenger RNA. RefSeq names its product RlpA-like double-psi beta-barrel domain-containing protein. The coding region runs from base 1 to 741 and encodes 246 amino acids. The transcript has a single exon. The record is from RefSeq and is a predicted model, not a curated record. NCBI's taxonomy places the organism in Eukaryota, Fungi, Ascomycota, Eurotiomycetes, Eurotiales, Aspergillaceae.
AUGGCUCCCAUCUUCAAGCCCCUUGCGCUCGCUAGCGCUCUUUUCGCUGCCAUCAGCUCGGCCGCCCCUGUCGACCUUAACAAACGUGAAAACGAUGUGGUGGUGGUGUGGACAACGGUCACCACUGUCGUCUGGACCACCGUCGAUGUGACUACUACCAUCUACCCUACCCCGCAGACUCCAACUCCCACUCCCCCUGUCGUUGAGUCUACCCCGACCCCGACACCUACUCCCGAGCAGCCCAAGCCCAUCGAGGCCUCUGUGCAGCCGGAAACCUCUCAGGCUCAGCCCGCUCCUGUCGCUGUACCAACCCCUGUCGCUUUUGCUGCGCCCGCCCCUGAAGAAAAGGCUCCUCAGCCUGCACCCCCCGCGGCUCCUUCCGCUUCUACUACUAGCCAGGCUCCUCAGUCCACCCCCACAGCCGCUAGCAGCGGCAGCUGUUCCAAGGACUCCCCCUUCGUUGGCCAGCUCACGUUCUACGACGCGGCUAUCGGCAGCUGCGGUCUGACCAAUGACGGCUUUACAGAGAACGUGGUCGCGCUUUCCAAGCUCAUAAUGACUGACGCUGACUGCGGCAAGACCGUGACCUUCACCUACAACGGUAUCACCAAGACCGGUACCGUCGUGGACAAGUGCAUGGGUUGCGACCCCACCCAUGCCGAUGUGUCCCGGCACCUCUUCGGCGAGCUGGCUGAUAUGAAUGCGGGCCUUCUCCAGGGCGUGUCGUGGUACAUCAACUAA